Saccoglossus kowalevskii is the source of this 1281-nucleotide messenger RNA. Its product is annotated as PR domain zinc finger protein 14-like. Gene Ontology annotation, cellular component: PcG protein complex; transcription regulator complex; chromatin. Lineage: Eukaryota; Metazoa; Hemichordata; Enteropneusta; Harrimaniidae. Gene Ontology annotation, biological process: regulation of transcription by RNA polymerase II. The record is from RefSeq and is a predicted model, not a curated record. Gene Ontology annotation, molecular function: protein binding; DNA-binding transcription factor activity, RNA polymerase II-specific; RNA polymerase II cis-regulatory region sequence-specific DNA binding.
AUGGAGUGUGGAUUGGAACAGAGACCCCUCCUCUUCUUCAGUCGGGAACACGUUGAUAGUGUUCUGUACGGAUGUGUUCGUAACAACGGAACAGCCACGGCGCAUUCCCUGUCUGGACUGAGCUUUCCAAAUGAUGGUUUUUCUACAGCUGAUAGGUCGAAAUAUUUUUGGUCGCGUGGGAAAGUCCCCAUCAACGGAAACACAAGUAUUUUUGACAAAGAACAUCUCCAUGUUUCGUCGUUGGAUGUACCAGAAGGAGUCAGUGUAUUUUGGACAAUUGUAUGCGGCACGGUACAUUAUGGUGUAUUCUGCCAGCAUAAUGUAAUACCCAAAGGAACACGAUUUGGACCGUUCAUUGGAAAGAUAGUCAACACGAGCGAGAUUAAGACAAAUGACGACAAUUCACUUAUGUGGGAGAUCUUCACUGACGGGAAGCUCAGUCAUUUUAUAGAUGGACGUGGUACCACAGGGAGUUGGAUGAGCUACAUCAACUGUGCGCGAUAUGCGAAUGAGCAAAACCUAAUAGCACGACAGGAGGAUGGGCAGAUUUAUUAUGAGGCCUGCCGAGACAUACGGCAUGGGUCGGAGCUUUUAGUCUGGUACGGUGAUUCCUACAUUCAGUUUAUGGGCAUUCCAGUUUCACUAAAAUAUGUAGCAUCGACGUCAACGAAAACGACAGAAAACACAAUCGAUUCGGCGGGUUAUAGUUGUGAACGUUGCGGGAAAGUAUUUACAUACGGAUACUACCGUGACAAACAUCUGAAAUAUACACGGUGCGUAGACCAAGGAAAUCGCAAAUUUCCAUGUCAUCUUUGUACUCGUUCAUUUGAGAAGAGAGAUCGACUCAGGAUACAUAUACUGCAUGUACACGAGAAACACCGCCCUCACAAGUGUACGGUGUGUGGGAAAAGUUUUUCCCAGUCUUCAAGCUUAAACAAACAUAUGCGAGUCCACAGCGGAGAAAGACCUUAUAAAUGUGUGUACUGCAGUAAAGCUUUCACAGCUUCCAGCAUUCUUCGGACACAUAUCCGUCAACACAGUGGAGAGAAACCGUUUAAAUGCAAGCACUGCGGCAAGGCGUUCGCCUCGCACGCCGCUCAUGACAGUCACGUGAGAAGAACGCACAUGACGCGAGACCCGCGCUUCGUGGCGUGUCAAGUUUGUGGGAAAAGUUUCAGCGAACCUUAUGAGUUGAAAUUCCACAUGAAUAUGCAUAUGCACAGCGGACAGACAACAAGUCUUAAUAUUCCCAGCAUUCAAGAAGCUCAUAUAACGUCAUAA